AUGGGACUCCUGAGCUGGACGUCUGCUUCUCCGCUGUCCCCUAUGGCCUGCCUUCAAGUGGAGACUCCUCCAAUCUGCCGGGGCAAGUUCAAAACAGCCCCGAAAGGCCCAGCUGUUUUUCAUGAGCAGAUCUGCAGCCUGGAGAGAGUGCGGACAGGGACUUUCCUGAAGCAUAAACUGUGCCGUCGACCUGAGCGCUCAGAGUUGGUCCGGAUGCACAUCCUCCAAGAGACACAGGCGGACUCCUCGCUGCAGGCUGCACAGCUGAUGCUGAAGAGAGCUCGUCUCGCUGACUCUCUGAAGGAGAAGCUCUCGCAGCGACCGGGCCCCAUGGAGCUGGUGGAGAAGAACAUCCUGCCUGUACAAGCAGAGGACUCACAGCCUGUGAAUGGCGAUGAAAUGAGCAGCAUCCAGACCCCAGACGCAUACAGCUUUGACGAGGACAGCAGCGAUGGCUCGUCUCCAGGAAGCCAAAGGUCUGACAGCUCCAGUUCCUCAAGAGAAAGUGGAGAGAAAGAAAUCCUGCUCUCGCCCACCUGUAACUCCCUCACUCAGUCUUCACCCAAACAGACAGCCGAGGUUACUACAGCUGCUCCAAGAACUCCAUUGGUUCAUACUGCCACGCCCGGUCCAGUGCUGGUCAAGCAGAGCCUGUCCCGAGCCACAGGUGAAAAAGGUCGCAGUAAAAAGAGCAGAGAUCCGCGGCCGCGUGUGAAGAAGCUGAAGUAUCACCAGUACAUUCCUCCGCAUCAGAAACAAGAGCAGGACGUUCCCAUGGACUCUGCGUACGCUCGCCUCCUUCAGCAACAGCAGCAGUUUCUACAGCUCCAGAUUCUCAGCCAGCAGCAGUUCGGCUAUAACCCUGUCCAAACACCAUCUCUCUGUCAGACGUCUGAAGUGCAGAGCAGCGGGUGCAAUGGAAACAGUUCAUCUUUAAACCUUCUGCCAAAUCCCACUGAUCACAGGUCGGAGCUACCAGCCAAUCUGGAGGACAUGAAGGUUGCCGAACUAAAGACGGAGCUGAAACUGCGGUCUUUACCCGUGUCUGGGACUAAAAUGGACUUGAUCGAGAGACUCCGUUCGUACCAUGAAAACCGCGUGGAAUCCCUCAGUCCUCCCGUGUCGCCGAUCACCACCAAAGUGUCCAAACUGGGCCUCAGAGACAGUGUCCCGCCCGAGGACUUCCCCACCGAGGGUCUUGAGGAGGGGGACAAGGACCAGCGUUUGUUCGAGAAGGAGCGGCAGAUAGAGGAGCUGCUGAGGAAGCUGGAGCGAGAGCAGCGGCUGGUGGAGGAGUUAAAACUGCAGCUGGAGGUGGAGAAGAGAUUUCAACAAGGCGACUCCCCUCCGCCUCUGCCUUGUCCCGGCCUUUUUCAGGUCAAAGAGGAAGUGGUCACACCUUUGAGCUGCUCGUCCAACAUGUGUCCGGUCAAAGAAGAGGCCACGGGACUGUCCAUGAACUUACACAGUCCGUCUCCUCCGGGACCAAACGCCACACGAGUCUCGGCUCAGUUACAGCAGCAGGACACUCGGAAGGCGUGGGCAGAUAGAGCGCUCCUCACGUUCCCCAACAACCAGACAUCUGCAGACAAGGUCCACAACAAAGCGCCUUUGCUCCUGCUGCCGCCCAAGUCCAAAGACCCGCCUCGGUAUGAAGAGGCGGUGAAGCAGACGCGGGGGAUGGUCGCACAGUGUCCGUCUGCGUCGAGUCAGCAGAUGGACGACCUGUUCGAUGUGCUGGUUGAAACUGGAGAGAUCCUUCCAUUCGUCAAACCGGAGCGUCAGAGCCUUCAGCCCCCUCUGGCGGUCACUGCGUGUGUGUCCACCCUGCCCAUAAACACGGUGCUCUGUCGCCCCCCAGCAGUGGUCCACGUGGCUCAGCUCCCGGCCGCGCAGACUCUCAAACAGACUGAUGACGCGCUGCACCACGUCCACAUGGAGUUUGACAGCAGCGCGUCCGACCCGCACAAUGAGGACAGCAUGGACUGGCUGGACCUCACAGACAUGACCGCCCACGUAGCCAUCUUCUCCUCCGACUUUUUAGACGCCAAUGAAAUGCACUUGAAUUGGGAAUAG
Molecule: messenger RNA, 2076 nt
Organism: Knipowitschia caucasica
Lineage: Eukaryota; Metazoa; Chordata; Actinopteri; Gobiiformes; Gobiidae
Source: the annotation of a GenBank genome assembly